Messenger RNA from Vigna unguiculata (cowpea), 2328 nucleotides. RefSeq names its product peroxiredoxin-2F, mitochondrial-like. Gene Ontology annotation, molecular function: thioredoxin peroxidase activity. Gene Ontology annotation, biological process: cellular response to oxidative stress; hydrogen peroxide catabolic process; cell redox homeostasis. The record is from RefSeq and is a predicted model, not a curated record. Lineage: Eukaryota; Viridiplantae; Streptophyta; Magnoliopsida; Fabales; Fabaceae. Gene Ontology annotation, cellular component: cytoplasm; mitochondrion.
UCCAUUAGGUUUUUACACUGUAACACCUUUUAGCCGUAUUAGCUUAACGUGUCUGAUACAUUAAGGAAUUAUGACACCGAAUCCUUUUGUUAUAUAUCAAUUCAUGUUUACAUAAUAAUUUGGAGAAGGAAGGUUGGUUUGUAGAGUUUAGAAGGGAGGGUGAAAGGUUGUAGGUUCAAUUUCUCUUAUUAUUAAAAACUAACAUCUAAGAUUUGUCGAUAAAAAAAAAAUAUUAUGUUUGCAUGAUUUGAUUUUUGGUCAUGGGCGUGAGUGGUGAUUUUGGGAUAGGUAAACCCUGCAUUUUUAAGUUCAUGUCUGUUAACCUUCCACAGAGCUAUGGAUCAAGGACAAGUUUAAGUCUUGAAAAUCCUUCAAUUUUUUGGAUGUAUUAUUUUUUAUAACCACAUUUAUCUUCUUCUUUUUUAUACUUUUUUUCUUAAGGUUUUCAUGCUAUAGGUAUAGCUAGUUUAGAUUAACAAGAAAAUAAAAUAUGAAUUUGAAGAUAAAAAUAAUUAAUUUAUGGCCCAUCGUUUGAAAUCAUAAGGCUUUUCUCACUUUAAACACUCUUGCCAAUUUGAUAUUCCAAUUAUGGAAUAUUCUUUCAUCUUGAUUGCCUAUUCAACCAAUUAUAUCCUUAAUUAACUUUCAAUGAUGCUUAAAAUAUUCAGAACAGGAUUAAGCAUAGUAGAUAUGGGUAUUAGAUAUUUGCGUGUAAAUAAAUAUCAAUACUUAUUCCUGAAGAGGCUAAAUAUACAUUGUAUUCAAUUACAAUUUUCAAAAUAUUGAAAUUUCAAACAUAAAAAUGGUUAAGAGAUUCCAUGUCAUAUUUAAAACAAAUUUGAAAGUUUAAAAAUCAAAAUUUCAAAUGUGUAUGGUAGAAAUUAUGUCUGACUAAUUCAUAACCAAGUAUUUUAUUUUAAAGUUAAAUCUUCACAAAAUAUUGGUAUAUUAAAUUAUAGUAUAUACUCGUAGUAAAUAAUUUAUAGAUUCAUUACUUUUGGUGAAUUUGAAUUGUGUUCUUAAGUUUAAAUUUGUUCUAUGUUUUUUUCAUUAGGGAAGGACUAGUUGAGUGCUAAAGUGGAGAAGUAGUUCUUAAUCACAGAAUGAAUUUUACUGCUACUUCUGUUGUACUUUUGUUGUUUUAGAAAGUGAGAGUUCCAAAUGAAUUUUUAAAAUGCUGUGAAAUUCGUGUUUCCUUGACAUUGUUAUUCAGUCUGCUAACGUAACAACAUCUGUCAGUAAUGUUAGCUGAGAAACAUUAAUCUUCUCAACUCGAGCAAUUCUCUGGCAAGUAAAGGGCUAGAGACUGAAAAGUUAAGGGCUAGAUUAGGAACCAAAAUUCUUUUUUUUUUUCGUAAUUUAUUCAAGUGGCGGAAUUACUGAGCGAAGAAGCAACAGAAUAAUGCAGAAGAAAGAGAGGACCCAAAAAAGUAGAAUUGAAGGACAAGACAAGAAUGAUAGGUUAUGCUGUUAUGUAAAGGCAGAAAACGAAUGCAUGUGUUGUUUUGUUUUGUUCCAUUGGCCUUUCCAACGAAACGAAAGGAAUCCCAACAAGGAAGCCAUGACAGGCACAUUGGUGAAGCGAGUGAUGAAAUCAUUGUGUGCAGCUCAUGGGAUGAGGUCUUCUUCCUCUUUGGCAAAGGUUAAAGUUGGAACAGAUAUACUCUGCAUUGCACCCAAUGUUUCUCUUCAAAGAGCUCGCACAUGGGACCAAAGUGUCGCUUCUAACUUCUUAACCACUCCUCUCGUGGACAUCUUCAAGGACAAGAAAGUCGUCAUAUUUGGAAUCCCGGGUGCAUUCACAGGAGUCUGUUCAGAAGAACAUGUUCCAACUUACAUGGAUAAUGCUGACAAGUUUAAGGCUAAGAGGGUCGAUUUUGUUAUCUGUGUUGCAAUCAACGAUCCGUAUACUAUGAAUGAGUGGGCAGAGAAGCUUCAAGGCAAAGACACUAUUGAGUUUUAUGGGGACUUUGAUGGGAGCUUUCAUAGAAGUUUGAAAUUAGUCACUGAUCUCUCUAAUGUUUUGCUUGGAACUCGUUCUGAAAGAUGGUCAGCAUAUGUAGUAGAUGGAGUGAUUAAGGCUUUAAAUGUUGAAGAAGAUCCAUCUGUUGUUACAGUUUCUGCUGCACAGACCAUUUUGGAACAGAUUUGAGGUUUCUGCUGGUUUGUUUCUAUGCAUAAAGUUGAUCUUACAGUGUGAGGUUGGUUUAUAGUCAGUAAAAUUGAAAUUAAAUCUUUGAACAUGGUUGAGGUGUAUGAUGUUGGUUUAUUUAUUUUUUAUUUUAAACUUCAAAAGAAAUAGAUGAAUUUUCUUCUUGCAGUGAUAAA